Molecule: messenger RNA, 2824 nt
Organism: Trematomus bernacchii (emerald rockcod)
Lineage: Eukaryota; Metazoa; Chordata; Actinopteri; Perciformes; Nototheniidae
Gene: phyhd1
Product: phytanoyl-CoA dioxygenase domain containing 1
Exons: 11
Coding region: 87-965 (292 amino acids)
Source: RefSeq, a predicted model, not a curated record
AGGUCACGUGGUCGGAAAUCAGCGACUGCAGGCUGGAGUUUGUCUGGAAGAUUCACACAGGAGGGAGAUUUCUCCGAGCAGAGAACAUGGAUUUUAUGACAGAUCGGGAUGUGCAAAAGUACCUGGAGGAGGGGUACGUGGUUCUGGACGGGCUGCUGACCCCCCAGGAGUGUGAUGAGCUGAGGCAGAGGAUGGGGGACAUGGUGGAGGAGAUGGACGUCCCCCAGCACUGCCGCACCACCUUCUCCACCAACCACGACGAGCAGCUCAAAACUCAGGGAAACGCAGACUAUUUCAUCACCAGUGGAGACAAGAUCCGCUUUUUCUUUGAGAAAGGAGUUUUUGACGACAAAGGGGACUUCAUCGUACCAAAACAAAGGUCGCUAAAUAAAGUCGGACAUGCACUGCAUGCCUAUGAGCCGUUGUACAAAAAGGUGACACAUUCACCCAAAGUCCAGGGCUUAGCGAAGAAGCUGGGCCUCAUCAGUCCUGUGAUACUGCAGAGCAUGUUCAUCUUCAAGCAACCAGGGAUUGGUGGAGAAGUGACGCCACAUCAAGAUGCUACCUUUCUGUACACGGAGCCUCUGGGCAGAGUGACGGGUCUGUGGAUCGCUCUGGAAGACGCCACCGAGAACAACGGCUGCCUGUGGUUCAUCCCGCGCUCUCACAACAGUGGUAUAUCUCGGCGUAUGGUGCGUACCCCUAAAGGCACGUAUCCCAUGACUGACUUCACCGGGCGAGAGCAGACCUACGAUGAACAGAAGUUUCUCGUUGCUCCUGUUAAGAAAGGAAGUGUGGUCCUGAUCGACGGGGAGGUGGUGCACCGCAGCGCUGAGAACACCUCGGAGGAUUCCCGUCACGUCUACACCUUCCACAUCAUGGAGAGCCAGGACACCCGCUGGAACCCCGACAACUGGCUGCAGCCCACUGAAGAGCUCCCGUUCCCGCAGCUCUACACUAAAUGAUGACAUGUUGGGCUGCAGUUCAUGGACAGACCUGAAGGAGGCACCAACACGUUUGAACCACAGAUAAGAGACAUUUCUCUGAAGCUACAGUACAUGAAGGCUGCUUUCAGGCAAAGUCACAACUGAAUCAAUGGUGACUCACAUCUUUUUAAAUAGGACGUUUUUGUAAAAAUGAAUUUGAGAUAACGUUUCUAACAGCUGACAUUUAGGUCUACUUUUAUUCAGCAAAUCAAACAUUGUCAAAUGUGUGUCAAAACAAGACGGUAGAUUCCUUUUUAUUUUUAUUUUGCAGACAACAGUAAGCAUUGCUAUUUUCAAGUAUGUUCAUGUUAAGAUGAAAUGAAAAAAAAAAAAAUGUAUUUUUGACUGGAUUAUCAAUCACAACAUUCAAACCUUUUUUGUCCAUUUUAAAAUUAAACUGUGAAACCAAAAGACGUGUGUGUGUUCUCUCACCGUCAGUCACACAGGUCCUUCUCUUUUCUCAAAUGUACUAAAAUAGGAGACAUAACAAUUGUAUCUACCUUUUUGAUGCACUCAACAUGCAAUAUUACAUAAGAAAUGUAAGGAUGAUGUAAAAGUAACAGUAGUAUCAUGCUAAUAAAUAAAAAAACACCAAAUAACUUUUACAGAUGAUCAAAUACCAUAAGGCUGUAAAUGAAUUCAUGCUGAAAACAUGUUUCAGGUUAUAAUCUGAAGCAUCCUCAUCCAAAACGAUGAGAUUAAACCUGACGAGGAUAUGUAUGUAAAGCAUAAUGAAAGUUGCUAAAAAGAAAAAGGCCUUUGUACAUCAUUUUUGACCAAAGCACAUCUACAAACUCCGACAAUAUGCAAGGUUUGAAGGCUCAGUCUCAGAGGAAAUAUUUAUAUUAAGUGUACCUUUAAAUGGGUCCCAUCAAACCUCAAAGAAAACCAUACUGCAGAAUACCUGUGUACAUGUUACAGUACUGAUAUCACAUUAGUGUCAUGCAAGAGCAAAGUAGAUUUCUGCCGUAUUGAAGUAUAAAUCAGCCCUUAUAAAGAGAGGGGCUGCCAUGCGUUCAUCUACAUAAUGUGUGAUAGAAAAUAUACUUCUUAAGGCAAAUACUCUCAGCAGUAUUCCUUCAUAUUGCCGUCGGGGAGACAAAAUAACAUUAAGAAAAAGACUACGCUAACUUUAAAUAAUGUUCUUCAAAGGCAAUACAAAGGUAUCCAUUAGCAAAAGGGGAACAAGAUAUUGAUCAUUGGUGAUUCGUAAUGUGCCGCUAGCAGCAUCUGUACCGUCCAGAAGUGUUUAAGGAAAUUUUUCCCACUUUGCUAAUCCCCUGUUGCAUAAUUCAGGAGGUUUGGUGUCAUUUAUUCUGCAAUGCUCGUCUUAUUCCUUAAAGUAACUGGUAUAGAAAUGACUUGUGAUGUGAGGGCCGCAGAUUCUAAUGUCACGGGAGACCUGAUAGGAAAGUGAGAACACUCAAAUGUAUCUCGUUAUUCAUUCUCUUCGUCUGAUCCAAAUGCUUUUCUCCCAUUGAACAGAUAAAAAAAAAGGACGGGUACAAACAAAUCUACGGUUCUUGUUCCUUAUCUGUGAAAAAAGGUGGUGGAAAUGUUUCGCCACAGAACCUUUUUUUCCAGCUGAUAAAUAUUGUUUUUUUAGAACUUCAGAAAGAUUUGUACUGGUCCUUAAAUCAUAAAGACAGGAGCAACUGAUUAAAAAUGGAUCGCCAAAACGUUUCUCAUUUUCCUAUCAGCUCUUUACUAUUGAAUUAUUUCGUGCCCCAUUUGUUUGUUGACAUUACAUUUAUCCGGCUGUCAGUCCGUUACCUUUCUUUUCUUGUGCUGAUCAGUCAACUGAUAAAGGGAUUUCUGUUACUAAAUUAAUAUCUUUC